CCAGGCUCGGCGCGCGGUGGAGCUGCGGCUGCUCGUGCUGCUGGGAGGAGCGGUGGAGGUGGCUGCCUUGCGCCUCCCCAGACUUCCCAAGUGGGGGCAGAGCAGGCGCUCGCUGGAGACAUCAGUUAGAAGGCACGGGCAAAGAGGGACCAGCAAACUCCUCCUCGGCGUCUCCUCUCCACCCCCUUUUGGUCCCUGCCCUUGGAGAAAGUGGAGUGUGGCGCUGGGUUGUGGCGAUUUCUUCUGACUGCUUCGCGGUGCGCGGAUUCAGCAGCUGCCGGGCGGCGCGGGGCUUUCCGCUGUUUGCGCCUCUCUCUGGGUGGCUUCCCCACUGCACACCUCCGUCUACCAUGAGGAAAGGUCUGCGGGCUACAGCGGCCCGCUGCGGACUGGGACUGGGAUAUGUGCUGCAAAUGCUCGUGCUACCUGCCCUGGCCCUGCUCAGCGCCAGCGGCACGGGCUCUGCCGCUCAAGACGACGACUUUUUUCACGAACUCCCAGAAACCUUUCCCUCCGAUCCACCUGAGCCUCUACCACACUUCCUUAUUGAGCCUGAGGAAGCUUACAUUGUGAAGAACAAGCCUGUGAACCUGUAUUGUAAAGCCAGCCCUGCCACCCAAAUCUACUUCAAGUGCAACAGUGAAUGGGUGCAUCAGAAGGACCACAUAGUAGAUGAGAGAGUAGACGAAACAUCUGGUCUCAUUGUCCGGGAGGUGAGCAUUGAAAUUUCACGCCAGCAAGUGGAGGAACUCUUUGGACCUGAGGAUUACUGGUGCCAGUGUGUGGCCUGGAGCUCAGCAGGCACCACGAAGAGCCGGAAAGCCUACGUACGCAUUGCAUAUCUGCGGAAGACAUUUGAGCAGGAACCCCUGGGAAAGGAAGUAUCCUUAGAACAAGAAGUCUUACUCCAAUGCCGGCCACCCGAAGGGAUCCCAGUGGCUGAGGUGGAGUGGUUGAAAAACGAAGACAUAAUUGAUCCUGUUGAAGACCGGAACUUUUACAUUACUAUUGAUCAUAACCUCAUCAUAAAGCAGGCCCGCCUCUCUGAUACUGCGAAUUAUACCUGUGUUGCUAAAAACAUUGUUGCCAAGAGAAAAAGUACAACUGCCACUGUCAUAGUUUAUGUGAAUGGUGGUUGGUCCACCUGGACAGAGUGGUCGGUGUGUAACAGCCGCUGUGGACGAGGGUAUCAGAAACGUACAAGGACCUGCACCAACCCAGCACCACUCAAUGGUGGUGCCUUCUGUGAAGGGCAGAGUGUCCAGAAAAUAGCCUGUACCACAUUGUGUCCAGUGGAUGGCAGGUGGACCUCAUGGAGCAAGUGGUCUACAUGCGGCACAGAGUGCACCCACUGGCGCAGGAGGGAGUGCACGGCACCAGCCCCCAAGAAUGGAGGCAAGGACUGCGACGGCUUGGUCUUGCAAUCCAAGAACUGCACGGAUGGGCUCUGCAUGCAGAGUUUCAUUUAUCCUAUUUCAACUGAACAGAGAACCCAGAAUGAAUAUGGAUUUUCUUCUGCUCCUGACUCCGAUGACGUUGCUCUCUAUGUUGGAAUUGUGAUCGCGGUGAUAGUGUGCCUGGCGAUCUCUGUAGUCGUGGCCCUAUUUGUAUAUCGGAAGAAUCACCGAGACUUCGAGUCUGACAUUAUUGACUCAUCAGCACUCAAUGGAGGCUUUCAGCCUGUGAACAUCAAGGCAGCAAGACAAGAUCUUCUGGCAGUUCCCCCAGACCUCACUUCAGCUGCCGCCAUGUACAGGGGACCUGUCUAUGCCCUACAUGACGUCUCAGACAAAAUCCCAAUGACCAAUUCUCCAAUUCUGGAUCCACUGCCCAACCUGAAAAUCAAAGUGUACAACACGUCAGGUGCUGUCACUCCCCAAGAUGACCUCUCUGAGUUUACGUCCAAGCUGUCCCCGCAGAUGACCCAAUCCUUGUUGGAAAACGAAGCUCUCAACCUGAAGAAUCAGAGCCUAGCCAGGCAGACAGAUCCAUCCUGCACUGCGUUUGGCACCUUCAACUCCCUUGGGGGUCACCUCAUCGUUCCCAACUCAGGAGUAAGUCUGCUGAUUCCUGCCGGGGCCAUUCCCCAAGGGAGAGUCUACGAAAUGUAUGUGACGGUACACAGGAAAGAAAAUAUGAGGCCACCCAUGGAAGACUCACAGACACUUCUGACGCCUGUGGUGAGCUGUGGGCCUCCAGGAGCUCUGCUGACACGCCCCGUCAUCCUUACCAUGCAUCACUGCGCAGAUCCUGACACGGAGGACUGGAAGAUUCAACUCAAGAACCAGGUGGCACAGGGCCAGUGGGAGGACGUGGUGGUGGUCGGAGAGGAAAACUUCACUACCCCUUGCUACAUUCAGCUGGAUGCAGAGGCCUGCCACAUCCUCACAGAGAACCUCAGCACCUAUGCCCUGGUUGGCCAGUCCACCAACAAGGCAGCUGCAAAGCGACUGAAGCUGGCCAUCUUUGGGCCCCUCUGUUGCUCCUCCCUGGAGUACAGCAUCCGGGUCUACUGUCUGGAUGACACACAGGAUGCCCUGAAGGAAGUUCUACAACUUGAGAGACAGAUGGGAGGACAGCUCCUAGAGGACCCCAAGGCUCUUCAUUUUAAAGGCAGCACCCACAACCUGCGCCUGUCAAUUCAUGACAUCGCCCAUUCACUCUGGAAGAGCAAACUGCUGGCUAAGUAUCAGGAGAUUCCUUUUUAUCAUAUCUGGAGUGGGUCUCAAAGAAACCUCCACUGCACCUUCACUCUGGAAAGAUUCAGCCUGAACACAGUGGAGCUGGUUUGCAAGCUCUGUGUGCGGCAAGUGGAAGGAGAGGGACAGAUCUUCCAGCUCAACUGCACCGUGUCAGAGGAACCUACAGGCAUGGAUUUGCCACUGCUGGACCCUGCGAGUACCAUCACCACCGUCACGGGGCCGAGCGCCUUCAGCAUUCCUCUCCCGAUCCGGCAGAAGCUUUGUAGCAGCCUGGAUGCCCCACAGACUAGAGGCCAUGACUGGCGGAUGCUGGCCCAUAAGCUAAACUUGGACAGGUACUUGAAUUACUUUGCCACCAAAUCAAGCCCAACUGGUGUAAUCCUGGAUCUUUGGGAAGCACAGAACUUCCCGGAUGGAAACCUGAGCAUGCUGGCAGCUGUCUUGGAAGAAAUGGGACGACACGAAACGGUAGUGUCGUUAGCAGCUGAAGGGCAGUACUGACCACACGGAAGCAGGAAAUGGAUGGAGACACACAGGGAGUCUGUGGCCCCCCCAGGGGUGUCACCGCGGAGAAGGACAUUGGAGACUAGACCCAGUGAGCUUCACCGGCCCAUCACAGCAGGAGAGAGAAGAAACACAGAUACAACUUCCAAUACACAUGCCCACUUUACCUGGACAGCACUGCCGGAGUUAAGAAAAAUUGUGUAAAUGUGUACCUUGAAUUUAGAAACCAACCUAAUUUUCCUCUUAGUUGGGCUGUAUGCUGUAUGGUACAGGAUCUUACAGUUUCCUAGGAAACGCUUUUUAUUGCUAUCCAGAUAUAUGGAUAAACUUUCUUAACAAACCCAAUUUCUACAAACGUUGUUUACAUCCACUUGGACAGGGAUGCAGACACUGUCCAUGGCUCGUUCUAUUUUUGUUCAAAUCAUUUGAAGUUGAAGCUGUGGACGGUUUGUUGUGUCUACUUCAGAUUAGUAAUUUACAGAGAAAUCACAGACUUUUGCUACACAUUGUGUACAUCAAGUGUCUCAGAUAAUCCUCCAUCAGUGUUCUGUUUCUAGAACUUGUAGAACCAGUGUUACUGUUUGUAUCAGGGAAGUGGAGACUCUAAGUGUCAGGGAGAAGGGACCGAGACUCCUUGCUCCUUGCAGGAGAGACUUACCUGGUGCCCUCUGAGGAUAAAGCUGUAGCAUUGCAGGGAAGAUAGUGAUUCAUGUCCAACCACAAACACACGCGUUUCUCCACACCAUGUAUGUCAUAUGCAAUUUGAAGUCGCGUUUGUUUUUUAAAAAGGUAUCAUUAUUAGUACCCUUACUAUUAUUAUUGAUGUAUAUUUACAAGUAUUCUAGCAAAAGGGUUUUCUUUUAACUUCUGUUUUCGUUAGCAGUACUGUUAGUAUUUGGGUAUUGACUAGACUUGCCCCCCCCCCCAUCUCACAUAACAGAGUGGGUGUACUCACCUGUUAACAGGCAUUGCUUCCUUGACCUUUGACCUUUCUUCUACCAGUCUGCCCUGGAAAGAUAGAAAAUGAUUACUGGCUUUCUCCAUCUUUUCUUUAAGCUCACUCAGUCAGGCUCUUUCCCCUCUGGGUCUUACCAUGAGAAGCGUAAUCAAUGAUGUAUGGUUCUGUGGCCCCAUGUUGGCUGCCCCCAUGGUGCCCUGUUUACCUUAUGGGCAGUGUGGUAGGAGGACCAAUUUCCAAACUGGAAAUCAGGAAACUAGUUCUUGUUCUGGAUUUUUUGUACUGCUUAGCUCUGCUGCUUUGAGAGCAUUUAAACCUCGCUGGACUUCAACUUCCAUAAUAGCUUGUAAAAAGGUUGGUAGGCACAUGCCAUCUCAAGGUUCUAGGAUGCUGGUCUUCCACUGUGCUGCCUCCAGUCUCACACAGUGUCUGCAUACCACAUGGGACUCUGAUUUAAGUAAUUAGCUAGUCUUUUCUCCAGGCUACAUUAUGCCUUUCAAAUAGUUGUGAUGUGGAAGAUAAUCACACUAACCAGCUACAUACUUAUUUGACUCAAGUCUCUUGUUUGUUUCACUGCAUUCUGUAGUUCACUAGGAGAUGGAUCCCUUUCUUCUCAUCGUCUUGUCCUCUCUGGGGACUCCUCGCAUUCAUGACUAGUUAUACACUGUUUUACUGUUGUCUCAGUUUCUUAAUACCAACACAAGUUUAUCUGCAAAUAGGGAAUUGGUGCAUUUUUUUCUCUCUCCCCCUAAUCUUUGCUUUCAUGAUAGCAGCAUACACAAAGGUUGUUUCAUUAGCCCUUUUAUACUACCAAAUGUUAGUCAACAGACUUUGUGUCAACUAUGACAUUUCCUUGGGGCCAUCACAGGCUGUUUGUUUUAACACAGGGACUCAAUUCAUUCAGCAGUUGGCGAAUGAAGAGUCAACAGCCCAGUAACCAAACCAAGACUACACAAGCAUGCAUGUGUAUGAAUCAAAACCUCCAAUAAACAUGACUGUGGUUCACUUUUGGCCUGGAGGUACCCAUGUUGCUGACUGGAUCUGAACAGAAAUUACUUAUAUGUUUUCUCCGAUCUUUGCAAAUGGAUUUCUUCUUUCUUUUGGUGAUUUCUUAGUAUUCUCAAGAGUCCUUCGGCCUUCUCAUGGAGGGGGGAACUGUUGCUGUCUUUCUUUCACGCUUUUCACUUCUGGCUUAGACAUGUAUUCUAUAGUCGUGUCUCAGGACAUCCCCUGGCGUAUUUCUAUUUACAAAAAUAUUUGUCACUCUUAUUGUGGAGGGGAGAGACUGCAUUUAUAAGUUCAAUGGAUAAUGUUUGCACCAAUGAGAAAAACUGUGCUCUAAAUUUUCAAAUUUUAAAGAAAUAUUUAAAAAUCAGGAGAGGGGGAAGAGAGCUAAUGUCCAUUGCUAUAUCUUAAAAAUAAAUGUAAUUUGGCAAGAUUAUUCAUCAGUGCUGGGAUUGCAGAAUCAACUAUGGAAACUGGGAACUGGAUACUCAAAAGGAACCCCUAUUUCUAUUAAAACAUUGAGGAAGCAAAUUGGCAGCUAUCCAGAUGAAUCAAUUUCAACACUUUUACUGAAAACUUUGAUUUAAAAAAAGUCACCAACACCGAAACAGUGAGCAUAACAGGAACUGCAUUAUGGGAGCUACAGAGGGCCCUCGGGGUUUGCUGCAGGCGCUUGUUUUCUCAUUCGGCCUCCCACCACCAGGAAAGGGAAAAGUGGUAGAUUCUUCGUGAGGGUCUCAUAGAACUCUGUUAUGUUUCCCACCAAGUGAACGUCAAUUUCCAUAUGUACAACACAGCAUUUAUGUCAAAUAAUUUUCGCUACAAAUUCUGAGUUCCUUCUCCUUUGGAGUAAAGUCAUAGCUGUGAGAGUGUUCUAGAACCUUAGAGAGUUCAGAUGCAAGAGUUCAUUUCACAGGGAGUCAGUUCAUCAACCAUUCUAUGUUAUAUGUUCUACUUCAACACAGCUUGAAAAGAAAGCCAGGUUUUUUUCUAACGGGAAAAAACUAUAAUUUGUGAAUGGAGCCACCUAGUGGUGGCCAACACAAUCACCCCUGAGUUUCAUACAAAACUCACUAAAAGUUUGACAAGUAAAUGUGGGAAAUUUUCACUUCAAAUAUAUGAUUUUCUUAUUCUCACAUUUGUUUCACUUAAAUCAUCUCAAAAUUACAGUAUGAGCUGAUUGUAGCGUGAAUUCGUUCAUACAAAUCUUUAGCUGUUUUUUUGUAAUGAAGAUAUAAAUUCUGUAUGUCUUUGGAGAGCUGUCAUUUUCAACAUUUAUAAUUUUCAUUGGGGUUUGUAUAUUUUAAAUCUCCUUGCUUUUGGUCCCCUACUAUUAAUCUUUGGAAAUGUCAGAAGUAUGCACUUAGAAAGCGGUCCUACUUCUAAGGAAGAGAAAAUGGUCACUCAUAGUUAAGGAGAAGAAAGAAGUAUUUAUUCUUCUGAUUUUGAUCAUCUAAAGACUAGGGUUUCAUCCUGUCGCAUUCUUUGCUUGCCACACUUGUUCAAGCUUCCUUCAAGUGGUCUGGAAGGAGCAGCUGAAUUCAGGAUUGACCACUGGGCACAUGGUAGUGACAACACAUAACACCGCACAGCCUUUUCAUAAACACCACCUUCCAAUGCGGAUACUCACGUGUAUCACCAGAAAAUCUCCAUCUUCCCAGGGCAAGGUGUGCAAUUAACCUGCAGAGUCUUUAGUCAUUUUCAUAUAUGCUAUUUACUUUAUAGAUUUUAAUCUCUGAACUACCAAACACCCCAUUCAGCCAUUAGGGAAAAUUCAUGGAGACUGAGUUGAGGACACUCUGAACAAACUACACAUGUGGUAACUUUUUAAAAGGCAUUUCUCCUAUAAAUAAGAGAUAAACAUAAACACCCAAGGGUAAGAUCAGGACUUUUAAGGAUCUGGUCGUACGUGUCCAUCUGUGUGUCCUGCUCAGGAACCCAGGAGCUGUGUUCUUGGUCCACUUACUCCUCUUAAGCAAUGAAUGAAGGGAGCCACUAAGAUGAUCACUGUUUCCCCAGGAUUCCCAGGCAUUUGCCUCUGUAAGAUAUGUCCCUAUGGGGCCAAUCAAAUGGAAAAUCAUAUAAAAAGACCUGUAAGAGAGUGUAAAGAAGGGAGCAUACUUACUUUUUUCAGUCUCCAAGUUGAAUGUGAAUUUCAGGUUUGCAAGCAAAUGUUCUGGACAAGUCAUCAGUUUCAAAUGGAGACCUCCAUGCUGUCUAAGGCCAGUGAGAGAGAGGAGGGUCAUGGGAACAUGGCUCAUAAAGGAAUGGGAUUUUCCUAUCUUCUUGGCAAACAGAGCAGCUUUUGUGAAUCAGAACAUCAUUGCUCAAAACCAACUAUUUGUAAAGACAAUGGUCAAUGAGCAUUAGAUUUUAUAGAUCCAAUAAAGAUGAAUAUUUUUUAUUAUCUCAAGGUAACAAAACAUUUUUACCCUUCCAGUGCCUCAUAGGACCAACUAUUGUAUUUUGCUUUUGCUUUGUAUUAUUUUUAUAUUUUUUAACCUUACUGAGCUAAUGUUGACUGAAAUCCUUAGAACGUUGCCUCUGUGCAAUGAAGUACUGUUUCUCUACCCUAAGAAAUCUAUUUGUAUAAUCUCUGGCUGUAAUGAUCACUUUGAAAGAUUUCCCUUGCAUCUCUAUGAUUUUUUAGUGGAAUAGGGAGACUUAGAAUACUGUAACCAAUGUUAAAAAUUUAAGCCUGUGUCCAUACAGGCCAGUUAAGCCAAAAGAAGUCAUAAAUAUUCCCAUAAUUGUGUCUUGGAAGCCUAAUUUGAAAAGUGGGGAGAUGGCCUUUGCAUGUCCCUGGGUGGGUUUUCUCUAUAGGCUAACAAAGAACUCCCCAAUCCUUUAGUCUAUCAGCCUUAUGGCUGCUUCCAUUUUCAGAAAUCCUCCUUCAACAGUCUGUCUUCAGAAGAGUUCAUGCUCCCAGCUUUUCCAGUGUGCUUGUCACCUCCCUAGACUGAUUUAUGCUGAGAUAUUAAUAGGUUCAUUCAACCAAAUGUAAUGGCUGUCUUAGAUCUAUUGUAGCAUGGUCACAAGGCAGCACCAGGACAAACCAACAGGUACUCCACAAAUGUGCUAGCACACAAAUCCAAGCAGUUAUAGAGACUAGUCCCCAGCCCAGUGUAUACUCAGAUUCCUGCAUACUAGAGGCAUCUGUCUAGAGAUCUUUUAGAAUCCCAAGUUGGGAAUCUCUGCAGAAUAUCAUGAGAGUCAUGGCUUAGUACUUGUCAAGCAAAAAAUAAUGAUUCUCUGAGAUACAGUCAGUUGCCCACCAGCUAUAUUAUUUGCUACUGUACACCACCAGUCUUUCAAAAUACCACAUUAAAUUUGUGCUUCAGCAAAAUAAUAAAUUCUAAGUCCUAACACUUCAGGGUUCCUGAUAAGUCAAAAUCCUGUGUCAUCCUUAAGUUCCAAAGGUCUACUGGAUAAGGCACUCUUAGCCCUGCUGUUAAACCUGAUGGCACUGAUCCAACUGCCAGCACUGGUGUUUGGAAUGGGAAUUGUGAGCAGAUUCUGCUGCAUGGCAGCCUAAAGGUUGAUGAGCUCUUGGCCUCUGAUCCUCCGCACCACAGGGAAGCAGCAGCAGAUGACCAGAGCUGUGCUCUUGAUGUUAAGCCAAGACCCUUUUAUAGCAGCAUUUAAAAAGCAAAACCAAACCAAACCAAGAAAUCUAUAGCCAGGGGGAAAUGUCGUUGCCCUUUUAUGUUCUUAAAGUCAUUAGUGGCACCUGUACAUGUAGAGCUACAAAUUCAGAUGCAGCCUCUUCCAGACCCUGGGAAAGAAAAAAGACAGAGAUCAGAACAAGUUGAGCACGUGAUCUGAGCGAUCUCUUCACCCUUUCACACACCCAGUCUUGACAGUGAAGCCCUCCCCCUCCAGACAGAUGUGUUUGGCCCAAGUGCAGGGUAUCUCAUCGCUCUGUGUGUGCUUUAGAUGCCGCAGUGUUGUAAGCGCUCAGUUUCAUGUCGAGCUCGACCAAGCCGGUAACUUCCCUCUUUGCUUUUUCUAAGGAUGACCACUGACUCCCUAUCGGAGGCUGUCUCAUCCACCUGCUGCCCCGCCGUGGAACUGCUCAACUGCAGAAAUGUCAGAUUGAAAUUGUGUGCUUUGCCAUCCUUUUUUUUUUUUUUUUUUUUUUUUUAAACAAAAUACCACCGACCCCGGCUUUUCAGAUAUGGAACACUUCUGUCAUUGUGGUAGAGUUCCCUUUUGCUGUAUCUUCUAUGCAAUUCCUUUUCUAAAAAAAAUAAAAAUAAAAAAACCCUGGUGGCAGCAGAGUGCUCUCUAGGCAUCCGCCACUGCCUUGCCGUGUGGUGGAGGUGAGGGAUACAGCUCUGGGUGUGCCUCUUUUUUCUUUCCCUGGCUGCCUCUCCCAAGUUUUCCUGCAGUCCCCUUGGUUCGUAUUGCCUGCAUUUAUUCUGUCAGCCAACAUGUACAAAAUGUAAGAAAGAAUUUUUAAACAGGUAAUAAAUUAUAUUUAUAAGCAA
Messenger RNA from Oryctolagus cuniculus (rabbit), 9659 nucleotides. It is a transcript of the gene UNC5C, whose product is annotated as unc-5 netrin receptor C. Gene Ontology annotation, molecular function: protein binding; netrin receptor activity. Gene Ontology annotation, biological process: axon guidance; netrin-activated signaling pathway. NCBI's taxonomy places the organism in Eukaryota, Metazoa, Chordata, Mammalia, Lagomorpha, Leporidae. The record is from RefSeq and is a predicted model, not a curated record. Gene Ontology annotation, cellular component: membrane.